UAGCAGCCACAAGCAAGUAGCCACCUUUGAGUGGAUGUUGGAAGAAAUAGCAGCCACAAGCAGGUGGCGGCUACCUGUGUCAUCCGAUUUCUGGCUGCAAGUUCUCUAGCUAGUUCUCCCAUCUUCAAUUCCUCGCUCUUCCUCCUCCCUUCUCUAGUUCUGUGGAGUGUUCCGAUCCUCAGCAGCAAGCUCACUAGCUCAGCACACCGGCGAUGGCCUCCACCGCCACCUUCCUGUCCACCCUCGCCACCAGGUCCGCGGCAACCGUUAGCCCGCGCAGCGCCGCCGAGCCGUCCGGCGCCAAGAUCGUCAGGUUCUUGCCCGCCCAGAUCAGCCGCACGGGGCGCGCGGCGGUGCUGCCCACGCCGAGGGCGGCGGUCUCGGGCACCGAGAAGCAGGCGCCGUCGAGCAAGCACGAGCGCGUGGUCAGGGUGCACAGCACCCAGGAGUUCGACGACGCGCUCAAGGCCGCCAAGAACCGGCUGGUGGUGGUGGAGUUCGCGGCGAGCGACAGCGAGAGCAGCAGCCAGAUCUACCCGACCAUGGUGCAGCUCAGCCGCACCUGCGGCGACGUCGACUUCCUGCUCGUCCUGGGCGACGAGUCGGAGGCAACCAAGGAGCUGUUCCGGCGGGAGGGCAUCACGCAGGUGCCCCACUUCAACUUCUACAAGGGCGCCGAGAAGGUGCACGAGGAGGAGGCCAUGGCCAUCGGCCCCGAGCGGCUCGCCGGCGACGUCCUCUACUACGGCGACAGCCACUCGGCGGUGGUGCAGCUGCACUCGCGGGAGGACGUGGAGGCGCUCAUCGACGAGCACCGCGGCGACAAGGGCAAGCUCGUCGUUCUGGACGUCGGCCUCAAGCACUGCGGGCCCUGCGUCAAGGUGUACCCCACCGUGCUGAAGCUGUCGAGGUCCAUGGUCGACAACACCGUCUUCGCGCGCAUGAACGGCGACGAGAACGACAGCUGCAUGGAGUUCCUCAGGGACAUGAAAAUCGUCGAGGUGCCCACUUUCGUCUUCAUCAGGGACGGACAGAUCGUCGGCCGCUACGUCGGCUCCGGCAAGGGGGAGCUCAUCGGUGAGAUCCUCAGAUACAACGGCGUCAGGGUCACCUACUGAAGAGUCAGAGCAAGCGCCAAGCAGCACUUUACACACACUUUAGAACAGCUUGCAAAGAUACAAAAUUUUAAAUUAUUGCUAGUCUCCCAGAUGAAGAUGGCGGCGUCUAAGGACGUCGCAGCCGAAGCAUCGCUGUUGAGAGCUCCCUCCCCAAACAGAAAUUUGUCUCACACGCACAGGGUGAUCCUUCGUUGUUGGUGCUUAGGUUUCUUUGGAUAUUGUCGUUGUAUGGGUUUGUGGUGUUGUAGUCUUCCCCCUUCCUCAACAGAAACUUGUCUCACGCGCGAAGGGUGAUCCUUCGUCGUCGUCUCGUCGGUGCUUUGGUUUAUUUGGUUAUUGUCGUCGUGUGGGUUUGUGGUGUUGUAUAGUCUUCUUCUUUAUAUCAGUACAUGCAUGUGGGUUUGUUGUGUUGUAGUCUUCUUCUUUGUCAAUACAUGCCCGACAAAUCUCUUGUCGGUAGCUCUUCGUUUUGUUUUAA
Molecule: messenger RNA, 1596 nt
Organism: Sorghum bicolor (sorghum)
Lineage: Eukaryota; Viridiplantae; Streptophyta; Magnoliopsida; Poales; Poaceae
Product: thioredoxin-like protein CDSP32, chloroplastic
Exons: 1
Coding region: 213-1118 (301 amino acids)
Molecular function (GO): oxidoreductase activity, acting on a sulfur group of donors, disulfide as acceptor
Source: RefSeq, a predicted model, not a curated record